Messenger RNA from Kluyveromyces marxianus DMKU3-1042, 3069 nucleotides. RefSeq names its product oxysterol-binding protein related protein OSH3 (gene OSH3). Gene Ontology annotation, biological process: ER to Golgi ceramide transport; maintenance of cell polarity; endocytosis. Lineage: Eukaryota; Fungi; Ascomycota; Saccharomycetes; Saccharomycetales; Saccharomycetaceae. Gene Ontology annotation, molecular function: sterol binding. The transcript has a single exon. Gene Ontology annotation, cellular component: intracellular membrane-bounded organelle; plasma membrane; perinuclear endoplasmic reticulum. The coding region runs from base 1 to 3069 and encodes 1022 amino acids. The record is from RefSeq and is a predicted model, not a curated record.
AUGGACACGAUUGAUGUGCAGAACAAGGCAUUUGUUGUGCGCUGGGUGAGAGUUUCCCAAGGUGACGUGGUUUCAUUCCGGUUAAAGCCGUUGAAGAAAUCUAUCGGGUUUGGGAUCUACAGACGGUUUGACGGUUCAUCUAGCAUUGAUUUGAACAAUCCAGACGAACGUACGCCUUCCAGUGCAAGUUCUACCCCUAGUAUUAAGUAUUCUUCAAAUGCCAAGCCUCACCUUGCAUUGGCCGAUCAUGACAAGGAUAAAAAUGUACCAUUGCAGACGCGGUUGGUUCAGAGUGGGCUGGAAAAGGUGAUAUGGUAUGGAACCAUCUCUAACAAUACUACGGUGGCAGAGUCUUUCGAGUCCACCUGUGAGAACUGCUACUACGCGUUCAUUUUAGACAAUACCACUUCGAAACAGACCAAGAAAAAAUGUUUGUUUUCGGUGAGCAUUAAGCCACCUGCCAUUGUAGCUGAUUCCUACGAUGAUGAUGAAAGGUCCUUCAUUUCGAAUCAGGAUGAGCCAGUGAGUAGUAAUAACAACAUAAACGACAGCAAUGCAAAUACUGCUUCCAGCGUCGCGCUUAAUGGCAGCAACAAUCCUACUACACUGAGUGUUAAACGUGCCUUAAACUAUAGUCAGUCUUCAUUCCACAAUAACACUUCUUCAUCAUCAUUGCCUUACCCUAAUCAGCAAUCACAAUCUUAUUCACAGAUGAACUCCAGCUCUGUCUCGAAUGCUGCAGAUAUACCUGGUGUGAAUGCGUCAUCCGUAUCUGUUGGUGGUGUUAAACAAUUAAGUCCAGCUUCUACGGCGACUACCGAUCUUGAUUUGAAGAACAGUAGGUAUUUCCAAGGAUAUUUGCUAAAGAAGAAGAGAAAGAAGCUACAAGGGUUCACAAAGCGGUUUUUCAAACUUGACAUUAAAUAUGGUAUUCUUUCAUAUUAUCUCAAUUCUAAAUCCCCAAUGUGUCGUGGUGAAAUUGUUAUCCCCUUAUCAUCCGUAAGUGCUAACAAACAGACGAAGCUUAUCAUUAUUGACUCUGGUAUGGAAAUCUGGAUUUUGAAAGCACACGAUCCAAAGGACUGGGAACAGUGGAUAUCGAUGAUCGAGUCUUGCUUCAAGCAAGAAGCUCCAACCUCAUCACAAGAUCACGAGUCACGUGAUGUGGUUGGUGCACCUCUUGUUAAGACCCAUGAUACAGACACCACGAGUUUGCUUCGCAACUUAACGACUUUGAGAAAAAGGAUAGAGGAGUGCAAGAACAUGUCUCUAUCAUACUCUCCUACCCCAAUUACAUUAAGACCCCCAAUGUCAGCUAUUCAAGCUCCUACAAACGCUUCGAAACAAAGAAACGUUUCUCGAUCAUCCUCAGUGUCAUCGUUUAUGAACAACUUUUCUAGACAAAAGAACGGAUCAUUCACGGAACAAGGCACUUCAUCACAAGCUCAAGGAGGUCAACUCUAUAGUGAUGCCUCAACACCAGCUUUGCCAGGAUCUAGUGAUCCACAACAACAUUAUCACCAUGCGCUAUACUAUAAAUUGGUCGAGUUAGAGAAGUUGGCAAAGCAGCUUGAUGUUGAAACGAAUCAAAUAGCAGAAAGGUGGAUGCCAAGAUCUCCACCAGCUUCUAUCUUUUCAGAUGAUGAAUAUUUUGAUGCAAAUGAGGAACCAAUUAUCACAAUGUUGAAUGAUGAUGUAGCAUAUGAAAAUGAUGUGAGACCUACAUACAACAUGCCUAAGGAAGAAGAGGAAGAAGAAGAUGACGACGACGAUGAUGAUGAGGGAGAAGAAGAAGAAGAAGAAGAAGAAGAAGAAGAGGAAGAAGAUAGAGCUACUACAACCACUAAUGAAUUUAUGACCCCAGCCGAUAGAAAGCGACAAGUAUCGACAGAAACGCAGAUCGUAAAAUCCCAAGAGGUAGAUCUUUCGCCAUUACCAAUUAACCACCAGGUAAAGCGUCGCAAUGACAUAAAAGCGGCAACAUCAUCACCUCCUAGCUUAUUAUCGUUUUUGCGUAAAAACGUCGGUAAGGAUCUAUCCAGUAUUUCAAUGCCGAUUAGCAUAAAUGAGCCGGUUUCCAUUUUACAAGUGCUUUCGGAAGCAUUCGAAUACAGCUGGCUACUUAACAAAGCGGCCGAAGUUCAAUCCGACGAAGUGCAAAGGUUGAAGUAUAUCAGUGCAUUUGCCUUGUCCUACAUGUCGAUCCACAGGCAAAAGACAAGAUCAUUACGUAAGCCAUUCACACCAUUAUUGGGAGAAACGUAUGAGUUGGUACGUGAGGACAUGGGGUUCAGAUUAAUAUCCGAAAAGGUCUGCCAUAAGCCACCUGUAUUUGCCUCAUAUACAGAACACCGGAGCUGGAAAUGUGGAUAUACCUUAACACCUGUGCAAAAGUUUUGGGGAAAAUCUAUCGAGUUUACAAACGAAGGACAGUUCGAGCUAACCUUUAGCGAUGUUGACACCAAGUACAAAUGGGCUCAGCCAACACUAGUUCUCAAAAACAUCAUUGCUGGUGAGCGAUACAUGGAACCCACUAACCAGUUUACCAUUACAAGUUCUAAAAACAUCAAAUCUAUUAUUGCUUUUAAAUCUGGUGGCAUGUUUAGUGGCAGGUCCGAAGAUGUUGAUGUCACAAUCGUAGACGAUAAAGGCAAAAAGUUGGGAUCUCUGAAGGGCCAAUGGACCAAGGGGAUGCACGAUGUGGAUACCGGCGAAGAGAUAUGGAAGUGCGGCCCGCUGCUACCAAACAGCGAAAAGAAAUACGGCUUUACCGUUUUCACGUCAAAUCUCAACGAGAUCACCGAAAUCGAAAAAAAUCACAUCCCAUGUACCGACUCAAGGCUAAGACCCGACAUUCGUAUGUAUGAAAAUGGCAAUGUCAAAGAAGCAGAAGAGAUGAAGCUAUCCUUGGAGCAAAAACAACGUGACAGAAGAGAAAAGGGCAACGAUGUACAACCCCAGUAUUUCAAGCAGGUAAAACCAUCCAAGUGGGUGCCUAUACUGGACAAAAACGGCUACUGGGAAAAAAGAAAGAAACAAGAUUGGUCCUCCUCCAAACCAUUAUGGUAA